AUGCGCGCUGCCUCUCUCCGCGCCCCGGCGCAGCCAUGUUCCGCGGCGGCGGCGCCGCUCGCCUCAGCCAUGUUCGGAGGGCAGCGGGGCCUGCCGCGCCAGGGAGGCGGCGGAGAGCAGCCAGGCGGGCUGCGCAGCCUCGUCCUCUUCGGUACCCGCUUGUCGUCCUCUACCAAAGAUCUUCUCCUGGGCCCCGCGGGCAGGCGGCCUCAGUGGAGGAGCCUCCUUGUAGAGCCUCCUUUGGUCUUUGCUGGCAGCGGAUUCUUGGUUUCUAGUUCUGUGCAACCACACUGCUGGCGUCAAGAACAGGAAUGUAGGAGCUGGAAUGAUUCAGAUUCUUUGGUGUUGGAUGAAUAUCAAUGUAGACAUUUAGACCAGUGGUUGGAGAGCUCUACAACACCAGAACAUUCAAGGACUUUCUCUUGUCCUGACUGGGAAGACGGAAUUGAAGAAGGCAAAGCUGUGAAAACAUCAAAUAAAAAAGUGACAAAUGAUUCUGCUAAUCCAGCUGAAAGGGAAACAGAUGAAGUGGUUCUGAGGAGAAGACAAAAACAGAUCAAUUUUGGAAAGAAUACUCUUGCUUACGACAGAUACAUUAAAGAAGUUCCAAAGAAUCAGCGGAUACCAGGAGUUCAUCCUAGAACUCCCAACAAAUUUAAGAAGUACAGCCGUAGGUCCUGGGACCAGCAAAUCAGGCUGUGGAAGAUAGCACUGCAUGCCUGGGAUCCUCCUACUGAAGAAACCUGGGAUCUCCAGCCUGUUAGUACAGAACCCUCAGGUAAUUCCCAGGAAUGGUUCUGCAAGGAUCAGGAUAUUUCUGGCUCCUUUGUUUUUGAUGAAAAGCAGAAGAAAAAUGAGUGUGAAGAUGAGUGCAGACAGACUGACUACACACCAGGGAGUCCCUGUUCUCCAGGUUCUUCUCCUGUAUGGAAACGCAGAAAAAGAAACAAUUCUGACUCCUCCGUGAUUUCAAAGAGCAAAAACCAUUAUGUGCAGAUGUACCACACACUGGGAAGUCUUACUGAAUCAGGAGAUCAGGAGGCUCUUUCAAAGUGCUCAGAGUGGGAAGCUUUUGGUGAACACGAUGAAGUAAUGACAGUACAACAUGGUAUUGAAAUAAGAGAUUAAGUUGUUUUGUAGCUGACCACAAUGACAGUUAUUUGUCUUCAUGCAGUGACCCAAUUCCAGCCAGCUGUUCUUCAGG
This is a messenger RNA of Neopsephotus bourkii (Bourke's parrot), 1204 nucleotides long. RefSeq lists its product as uncharacterized. Bases 1 to 1128 code for a protein of 375 amino acids. Gene Ontology annotation, cellular component: histone pre-mRNA 3'end processing complex; cytoplasm. Gene Ontology annotation, molecular function: histone pre-mRNA stem-loop binding; mRNA binding. NCBI's taxonomy places the organism in Eukaryota, Metazoa, Chordata, Aves, Psittaciformes, Psittacidae. Gene Ontology annotation, biological process: mRNA transport; mRNA 3'-end processing by stem-loop binding and cleavage. The transcript has 10 exons. The record is from RefSeq and is a predicted model, not a curated record.